This is a messenger RNA of Aspergillus steynii IBT 23096, 278 nucleotides long. RefSeq lists its product as uncharacterized. The transcript is spliced from 3 exons. The record is from RefSeq and is a predicted model, not a curated record. The coding region runs from base 9 to 239 and encodes 76 amino acids. NCBI's taxonomy places the organism in Eukaryota, Fungi, Ascomycota, Eurotiomycetes, Eurotiales, Aspergillaceae.
GCAACACAAUGAAGGUCUCCAUCCUUCUCCCUCUUACUGUCCUGAUUUCCUUUGCCGCAGCUGCAGAGUCCGGCUCGUGCCUGCAAAACUGCCUGACCAAGGCUGGUAGCGCAACCGGCUGCAAGGAUAUCUCGUGCGCUUGCUCCGACGCACAAUUCAAGAGCCAGGUGCAGAACUGCGCGUCCUCGUGCCCUGCAGGGGAUAAGGAUGCCGCCAAGAAACUGCAGCAGCAGUGCUAAUGACUGACGGCCUGCGACAUGAGACUCGGGGUGGACGGU